This is a messenger RNA of Solea solea (common sole), 1008 nucleotides long. RefSeq names its product DAZ associated protein 2 (gene dazap2). The record is from RefSeq and is a predicted model, not a curated record. Lineage: Eukaryota; Metazoa; Chordata; Actinopteri; Pleuronectiformes; Soleidae. The transcript is spliced from 4 exons. Bases 146 to 658 code for a protein of 170 amino acids.
ACAACAAGAAGCACAGAAACAAGGAAGUGGGUGAUCGCGAAGCAGCCGUAACCAGUUCGUAAGGCCGUGACUACAUACGCAGCGUCUCUGUCUCUCUGUGUGUUUUUAACCUGAUAUUGCCCAGCCUCCGGACCACUACACAACAAUGAACAACAAAGGUUCUUAUCCGCAGCAGUCCGUGUAUCCUCAGCAGAGCAGUGCGCCUGUAUACCCUCCUGCUAUGCAAAUGUCCCCUCAGGCACCUCCAUACACAGAUACACCACCUGCUUAUUCUGAGAUAUACCAGCCCAGAUACAUGCUUCCACAUCAGGUGCAGGGUCAGAUGCAUCAGAUGUCCUCUCACUACCCUGGUGCUCAGGUGUAUAUGCCCAUGCAUCAACCACACAUGGCUGUUGGGCACGUGGGUCAGAAUGUCCCCAUGGCCUACUAUCCCAUGGGAGCUGUGUACCCACCUGGUUCCACAGUUAUGGUGGAUAGUGGCUUUGAUGGUGGCGCUCGCUUCACAGCAGGCAGCAGUGUUUCCAUCCCACCCCCACCUCCUGGACAUCCCCCCAACGCAGCUCAGUUGGCUGCCAUGCAGGGUGCCAACGUUGUAAUGCCACAGCGUAAGAAUAACUUCUUCCUGGGUGGAUCCGGUGGAGGAUUUACCAUCUGGUAACAGCAACUCCUCCACCAUGCCUAAAACCACAUCCCCGUCCCAACUGAUGCCCCAGUUUUACCCACAUCCCUUACACCUCUUUCUUCAGGCUGCUUGGCCACGCCACAAUACUGAUAUCACCUAAUAGAAUGUAAUAUUUUAGAGCCCUUGUAAAAGGUACAGUACUCCACUUGUGACAUAGAGAUGAGAUGAUAAAUGCCACUGCCUGGAUUGAAUAACCGCAAUUUUUUUUUAAUGUUGCUGAAUUCAUGCCCACAAUGUGUCAUUGGCUCUAACCUCUUUGGUCAUUCCAGACUGGACGAUUUCUUGAGCAUACCUGGUCUCUUUUGAUUAAAUGAAUUACUAAUUAA